AUGGCUCAAGUGGAAGAGAACUACACUGAAGUGUCAACCUUUAUUAUUGUGGGCUUUCCAGGUCUGCAGCUGGAGUAUUUUCACAUGGUGGCAUGGUUUUUGUUCAUCCUCUAUGUGACCAUAGUGACGGGAAACCUGGUGUUGGUGGUGAUGUUUGCUCUGGAGCACAGUCUCCAGAAGCCCAUGUACAUUAUCAUGGUCAGCCUGGCUCUCUCAGACAUUGGCUUUACCACAGUGGCUUUACCAAAACUUAUUGCUCGCUAUUGGUGGAAUGAUGCGAGUAUUGGCUUUUACACAUGCCAUUUCCAAAGACACAUGAUCCACUAUUUUGGGAGUUUGAACUCCCUGAUUAUGCUGACCAUGUCUGUGGAUCGGUAUCUGGCCGUCUCUUUUCCUCUCAGAUAUCCCAUGCUGAUGACGGCCCCAACUAUGACAAUCCUGACAGUUUUCUCCUGGUUAGUGGCACACAUCUUCCCUGGUGUCACCUCCAUUAACUUUAUCCAGAUAUCUUUUUGUGGAUCAAACCAAAUCAUACAGGCCUUUUGUGAGACCUUAUCCCUUGCCGCUCUUGCAUGUGGGGAUAAACGUUAUCUUUCCAUGGCUUCAUAUGCUACUGCAAUGUUUAUUCUUCUUGUUCCUUUGAUCUUUGUGAUAUCCUCCUACUUUUGCAUCAUAAUCUCAGUCUUUCACAUGACCAGCGGACAGGGCAGAAGGAAGACCUUAUCGACGUGUGCCACCCAAGGCUGCAUCAUUUCAAUCUACUACAUACCACGGUUCUUCACCUACUCCGCACCACACAUUCCUAACAUGAAGAUGACCCCGGACAGCCAAAUAGCCACAACAUUUUUCUACAGCUUCUUCCCUCCGCUCAUAAACCCGUUUGUGUACUGUCUGAGAACCAAGGAGAUCAAGGCAAUAUUGAGCCGCUGGGUUCAGAGAUUACAGGUUUUUCAGCCAAAGUCCAGCAAAACGGCCACUGUUCCCAAAGUAAAAUGAAAAAAACUUAAACCAUGUUUUCAUUUAAUGCAUCUUUCUGUAAUAAUAUAUGGUUAUUGUUACCACCUCGGUUUCCCAGCAUUCUAUCACUUGUCUCUGGAAAAGACGAUUCUUCGCUCAUAACUUUGAAAUGUUAUGUUUUUGAAAGGUGAAUUCAAACCUCAGUAAUCCAUUGGGUACCACACAGUACCCAGAUGAAAUGCUAUCAAAUAGAUUGAAAUAGAUUUAUUUCUUAUUUUAAUUUCUAAAAGUGGUAUCGCUAAUUGA
This is a messenger RNA of Xiphophorus couchianus (Monterrey platyfish), 1263 nucleotides long. It is a transcript of the gene or30bu1, whose product is annotated as odorant receptor, family 30, subfamily BU, member 1. Gene Ontology annotation, molecular function: G protein-coupled receptor activity; olfactory receptor activity. Gene Ontology annotation, cellular component: membrane. The record is from RefSeq and is a predicted model, not a curated record. The transcript has 4 exons. Gene Ontology annotation, biological process: G protein-coupled receptor signaling pathway. Bases 1 to 996 code for a protein of 331 amino acids. Lineage: Eukaryota; Metazoa; Chordata; Actinopteri; Cyprinodontiformes; Poeciliidae.